AUUGGCCGAACAGCGAAAGCAGUGCUAUGAUUGGUCGCGUUAUCAGGCACACCGGAGCGGGAUGAACGACACACUUCUGUUUUGUCAACUUUAGUUUUGUGUUGUUUAUGUGCUGUUGUACCAUAUUAUACAGCAUUUCACAGUUUAAUUCAUGGGCGCCGUGUAAAGGAGUUCUAUUUAAGACACUCUCUAUGUCUUUUUAAUCAAUAAAUUCAAAUAUUGUUUUGACUGAAUGAGGUUUUGUAGCUUAGCAGGCUAACUCCCCAUUGGAAAUCACGGCUAGUUUUCGCUAGCUUAGCUGACAGCAGCGACAGCCAGAGAACCCAGAGGCAAGGUAACACAGUAAAGUCAGAAGAAACGUCAUGAACUGUCCCCCAACAAAGCGCCUCCGUGGCCUGAACAAGGAUGUAGUGACAGCAGUGGCUUUUGAUGACCCUUUUGGAGAUGAUGAAGAAUUCACCCAGGAAGUUUUAGAUGAAAUCGAUGAUAUCGCCUCGCAAGCCAUCACGUCGGCUUCGGAAGGGGUAGAGCCAGGGACAGGAUCCAAACCGAAUGAGCCAGCCCGCGGGUCAUCCUGGCCAUCCUCCUUUGGGCAGAACAAACCUGUGAACAAAACCACAUCUAAUCAUAGCAGAGAAAAUGCAUUUUCCUUAAACAGUAGCAACAGAGAGAAUGCGGGGAUACCAAGUAGAGAACCAUUGGGUAACAGGCAGCAGCAGUUUGGGUCAGACAGAGAGGACUCCUACGGUCUCCUGGAGGCUCAGCAUGCAGAGCUGAAGAGGAAGCUGAAGGAGGUGGAAGAGGAGAUUGUGUUGAAGAGCGGGGAGAUCCGGGUCCUGAGGGACUCUCUGAAAGCAGCUCAGCAGGAGAAGGAGGCUCAGAGACAGAAUCAGAUCCUACUGGACACUCAGAGACAGAAAGAGUAUAAUGACAGGGAAAAGGAGCUUAACAGGAAGGUUCAGUCUCUGCAGUCUGAACUGCAGUUUAAAGAAGCAGAGAUCAAUGAGAUGAAGACCAAACUGCACACUUCAGACAAAAACAAAACAGCCUCUCCGCUGCCUAGGAACAGUCCUAAAAUCCUGAAUCAUGGAAGCAGCAGCUCAUCCUCUCCGAUAGGAAAUGGUUUCAUCACCAAGGAGAUGUUUGGAGGCCAGGUAUCAUCCAGAACGACACCAGUGAAAACCCAUUUAAAGGCACGGAGAGAUGCAGAGAGAGGAGCGUCCAGCAGCAAAUCUAGUGAUGUGUCUCGACCAGACCCCUUCCUGUCUGUCAGACCGUCUCAUCUGCAGCACAGAGGUGGCAUCCUGCUGGGGUUAUUGCUGCAGCAGCCUCUUUCUCCCAGCAGCCUCGGGCUCGCUCAUUUGCUGUCUAUGAGUCUGACUGACAUUCACCUUACAUCCAGUCGGCUGUCAGCAGGUUUUCUGCUCAACUCUGAUGCUGCAGCUGGUGUCAGUGGAGGUGGAGCUCCCAGAGCUGCUCUUAAUCCUGUCCAGAGUCUGGCUGUAACUGGACUCAACAUGCUGAGUCAGAGCCAACCAGCAUCUGCAGCCAGCAGCAAAAACAGGUCGUGUCCUGGAGCUGUCCUCCUCCUCUCUCUGUUGGACCUUCACCUGUCUCAACUAUGCCAGUCUUUGGACUCGCUCCGCUCCUCCUCCGCUAGCAGCAGUGGUUUAGACUCUUCAGCUGCCAAUACACUUCCAGCAGGCCGCACUGCUGCAGCUUCUGCUGGGCUGGGAAGACUGGAGGAGGCUCGUUUAUGUGGGUUUAACGUGGAGGACGUUGGCCUAGCUGCUCUGAGACUCCUUUGUCUCCUGCUGGUCCACAGUGAUGAGGUGGUGGAGGCUGUGUUGUCAAAGGAGAGUCAGAGCAGAGCCAUCGACCAUAAGGCUGAUGGAAUGGACCUCUGCUCUCAGAACACUUUGUUACAGUCACUGCUGCGGUUGUGUGAUCCGUGGCCUGGUGGAAGCAGCCCACAGAGGGAGGCGAUUUCCCUCAAUGCCAUGAAGACUCUUUGUGUCUUAAUUGAGAGAACGCCAGACAAACAUGUUGACAGGUUAGAGUGUGUGAUGCCGCUGGUGUGUACGUGUGUGUCAGUGGACAGCAGGUUCCAGACAGUUUCACAGUGUGUGUCCAUCCUCACAUCGAUGUCUGACCACGAAGCACUGGCGAAGCAGCUAUGCUCUCAGCAUGAUCCCUGUGUUUUCCUGAAGUUGUUUCAGUUCAUCAGGACAAGACCAGACAACCACACAGCACACACAAACUGGAUUCAGCUAGACCUUCAGGUGGUUCGUUUGUUGAGCAGACUGAUGACUCAGAGAUCAGAGAGCUGGGCUACCAACCAGCGGAGCAGCUGUCAGUGUUAUACUGAGCUGGUUCAGACAGCAGUGAUUGUUUUCCAUCGUCAGUGGUUAGAUCUGCGUGGUUCUCAGGAGCAAACAGACUCAACAGGGCUUGCCUCACCUCUGCAGCCAUGCUGUAGCUCCUCUUUGCCAUGGAGGCACAGCUCAGCGGCAUCUCUGCUCAGAGAGUGUGUGCUGCUGUUGCAUUGGUUGCUACUGCAUCACGGCAGCUUCUCCGAGAGCUGCAGGCCACUACUGCACAUGUACGACCAGGUGAUCCCUGCUGUACGAGACACACUGAGGAAGAUCCCGGACCUGACCGAGAGCGAGGAGUUGGCAUUGGACGAGAUCUGCCGCUCAGAGGGGGAUGAAGCUGAUGACAUGGACACUGACGCCGGCUCCUAAUUGGCUGCUCUCGCUGACCUCUUGAUUUAGUGACGCAUGCCAACAUGAGGGACAGUUUACUAACUGCUGAUGCAAUAUGUUUUAGACUGGAACGAGAACAGAGCAGCCUGUGUUUCUUAUCAGACUUCUAAGUGAAGUGAAGGUUUCACAGAAAUGGAAUAGAGGUGAGUCAGAAGUCUGACUGAAGUAAUGAACACAGAGUGUUUACUCUGCUUUCAGAUGGGAUUUCAUAAUAAAACAUGAAGGUGAGGGGGGGAAAAUCUCCUGUCAGUAUUUAUGUUUACUUGUAAUCUUUCUUUUCUUUCUCUUCUCCUACUUUCUUUGUUAAAGUCAAGGCUACUCUUUUAUUUUUCUGUGCUUUCAACUUUUGUUUUUUGUUUUUUGUGAGGUACACUGACUAAUAUGUAGCCGGGUAUUGCCCCACAAUUGUCAAAUAUCAGUACAACUACUGAUAUUUUUAAAAAAGGGUGGAAUUUCUUAACUGCUGUAUAAUUUAUAAUACUAUGAAACAGUUCCAGUUAUACUCAGACUACUCUUACUGCAACACUCCAGUUCUUUAUUACUUUGGGGGGGAAAAGAAAUGGAGAAACUGGAUGAUUAGCAGAUGAUACUCUGCACCACUUUUGGAAAUUUCAUCAGUUUUUCCCAAGACCAUCUCUGAAUAUGGAGCUACCCUAAACUUUGCACUUGCACAGACAGGUCAACAGACCUUGUCUCUCUUUCUAGCACCUCUAAGGGCCAUUCAGUUGUUUGCACAGUUAUAUACAAACAUGUAUUAUUUUUAUUAUUAUGUUUAAAAAUUACGGGUGUAAAACUGAAAGCCAAUGAUACCAAAAUGCUGGUACAGGUACACUGCAGCUCGAACUUGAAAAAAUGUUGUCUUAAGAUAAUACUGGGAUUGCGUGUACGUGUAAAAGAGACCAUAUGCAUGCAGGCUCAGAAGUUUAUUUAAUUAAAAUUCAACAAAAAGAAACUUUGACACCAAAACAUUUUUCAAAACCUUUAUUUUUCUCUUCAACUAUAAGUUGGACCAGAAUCAUACAGCAUACCAGGAAGCAGCUUAUUGUCUGAAUUGAGGUUUGUUUGUAAUUAUUAUCGUCCUCAAUGGACACGCAAGACCAGUAAGUGAGGAUUAAUCGUAUUCCAUUAUCUCAAGAUCAUCACUUCAUUAUCUUCUUAAUGAGUCAACAAAUGUUGCUUCUCCUUUA
Oreochromis niloticus (Nile tilapia) is the source of this 3952-nucleotide messenger RNA. It is a transcript of the gene atrip, whose product is annotated as ATR interacting protein. Lineage: Eukaryota; Metazoa; Chordata; Actinopteri; Cichliformes; Cichlidae. Gene Ontology annotation, biological process: DNA repair; DNA damage checkpoint signaling. The transcript is spliced from 18 exons. The coding region runs from base 363 to 2744 and encodes 793 amino acids. The record is from RefSeq and is a predicted model, not a curated record.